Molecule: messenger RNA, 3261 nt
Organism: Ictidomys tridecemlineatus (thirteen-lined ground squirrel)
Lineage: Eukaryota; Metazoa; Chordata; Mammalia; Rodentia; Sciuridae
Gene: Zdhhc8
Product: zDHHC palmitoyltransferase 8
Biological process (GO): protein palmitoylation
Cellular component (GO): Golgi apparatus
Molecular function (GO): palmitoyltransferase activity
Source: RefSeq, a predicted model, not a curated record
GGUGGCCACGGCCGCCGCGCUGUUGGUCGGCUCCAGCACCCUCUUCUUCGUGUUCACGUGCCCAUGGUUGACGAGAGCCGUGUCCCCAGCUGUUCCUGUCUACAAUGGCAUCAUCUUCCUUUUUGUCCUGGCCAAUUUCAGCAUGGCCACCUUCAUGGACCCUGGUGUCUUCCCCCGAGCGGACGAGGACGAAGACAAAGAGGACGACUUCCGGGCCCCACUUUACAAGAAUGUGGAUGUGCGGGGCAUCCAGGUCCGCAUGAAAUGGUGUGCUACAUGCCACUUCUACCGCCCACCACGCUGCUCACAUUGCAGUGUCUGUGACAACUGUGUCGAGGACUUUGACCAUCACUGCCCUUGGGUCAACAAUUGCAUUGGGCGCCGGAACUACCGCUACUUCUUCCUGUUCCUGCUGUCACUCAGUGCACACAUGGUGGGCGUCGUGGCCUUUGGCCUGGUCUACGUGCUGAACCAUGCCGAGGGGUUGGGAGCUGCCCACACCACCAUCACCAUGGCUGUCAUGUGUGUGGCUGGACUCUUCUUCAUUCCUGUCAUCGGCCUCACUGGUUUCCACGUGGUGUUGGUUACUCGGGGGCGCACCACUAAUGAGCAGGUGACUGGGAAGUUUCGCGGGGGUGUGAACCCCUUCACCAGAGGCUGCUAUGGGAACGUGGAGCACGUGCUAUGCAGCCCCUUGGCACCCCGGUACAUGGUGGAAUCACCCCGGUUGCCACUCUCAGUGAGCCUGAAGCCACCCUUCCUUCGGCCUGAACUCCUGGAGAGAGCUGCACCGCUCAAGGUCAAGCUUAGUGACAAUGGGCUGAAGGCAGGACUGGGCCGCAGCAAGUCUAAGGGCAGUCUGGACCGGCUGGAUGAAAAGCCACUGGAUCUGGGGCCACCACUGCCCCCCAAGAUAGAGGCCAGCACCUUUGGAGGUGACCUGAAGACCCCACGGCCUGGCAGUGCUGAGAGUGCCCUGUCAGUGCAGAGGACCAGCCCUCCGACACCUGCCAUGUACAAAUUCCGGCCAGCUUUCCCCACGGGUCCCAAGGCGCCAUUCUGUGGGCCUAGCGAGCAGGUUCAAGGCCCUGACUCCCUGACUAUAGGGGAUGACAGCACCCACAGCCUGGACUUUGUGUCUGAGCCCAGCCUGGACCUCCCAGACCAUGGGCCCAGUGGCCUGCACUCAACCUACCCACCGUCCCCACCACUCAGUGCCACUGAUGCCUUCUCAGGCGCUUUGCGCUCUCUGAGCCUCAAGGCUGCCAGCCGGCGGGGUGGGGACCAUGUAGCUCUGCAGCCCCUGCGUUCUGAGGGUGGUCCUCCCACACCCCACCGGAGCAUCUUUGCUCCCCAUGCAUUACCCAACCGAAAUGGCAGCCUGUCCUAUGAUAGCCUGCUUAACCCUGGCUCACCUAGUGGCCACACAUGCCCAGCACACCCCUCUGUUGGUGUAGCUGGCUACCGCUCACCCUAUCUACACCCUGGGGCAGCAGGUGACCCACCACGGCCCCCACCCCGCAGCUUUAGUCCCGUGCUGGGUCCCCGGCCUCGGGAGCCCUCACCAGUACGCUAUGACAACUUGUCGAGGACCAUCAUGGCCUCCAUCCAGGAGCGCAAGGACAGGGAGGAGCGUGAGCGGCUGCUGCGCUCCCAGGCCGACUCACUCUUUGGUGACUCUGGAGUCUAUGACACACCCAGCUCUUACAGCCUGCAGCAGGCCAGUGUGCUGUCUGAGGGUCCUCGUGGCUCUGUGUUGCGCUAUGGCUCCAGAGAUGACCUUGUGGCUGGGCCUGGCUUUGGUGGUGCCCGCAACCCUGCCUUGCAGACAUCACUGUCUUCACUAUCAAGCUCUGUGAGCCGGGCACCACGGACAUCCUCCUCCUCCCUGCAGGCCGACCAGGCCAACAACAACGCCCCUGGGCCCCGGCCUGGAAGUGGCUCACACAGGUCGCCUGUGCGUCAGGGUCUACCCUCCCCGCCUGGCACUCCCUGCUCGCCCUCCUACAUGGGCCCCAAAGCUGUCGCCUUCAUCCAUACGGACCUCCCGGAACGGCCACCCUCGCUGGCUGUGCAGAGAGACCACCCUCAGCUGAAGACCCCCCCAAGUAAGCUUAACGGGCAGUCCCCAGGCUUGACCCGACUGGGGCCUGCUGCAGGUCCUCUGGGACCCUCCGCCAGCCCUGCCCGGCACACGCUGGUUAAGAAGGUUUCCGGCGUGGGUGGGACUACCUACGAGAUCUCGGUUUGAGAACUGACCGCCACCCGUCUGCUGUGGUGCCAUGGGGACCAGGACCCCAUAGUGGCUCUCCCCAUCCCCACCGACUUCUCUACCCCAGAGAAAGGAGGCCGCCCAAGCCUGGUGUGGAUCAGCAGGAGAGAGCCACGCCUCCACAAGCUUGUCCCUGCACCCUCUGCCUGUCCAUCCACUCAUCUGCUCAUGGGGAAGACAGGAUCUUGAGCAGUUUGUGCCAGGCUGCAGGCCCUGUGUUUCUGUUCUUGAUGGGGCACUGAGGGGGACCCAGGCUGCCUCCUCCCUUGGCCAAGCUCAACAACAUCACUCUGUCAUGCUCCCUGGCUAGUCUCCAACAAUCCCAUGGGUUUACCUCCUCCUCUUUCAGAGGGUGCCUGGGGCCCUGCCCUCCCAGCUGCUCCUAACAUGUUGCCUUUCACUAACCCAGCUGGCAGCUUGUAGCUUGGCAAGGCCGAUGCUUCUGCAGUCCUGGUCUACUCUGGGUUUUGACGGAUGGAUGGACAGAUGGACAGCCAGCCAGCUGUGGCACGGGCCCUAGCUCUGUGCAUUUUGUCUUGCCUGGCCAGUGGGCUUGUGUCCCUGUGUCUGUGUGCUGUGCCGCCGUGCCACGUCUGAUGUGUUAGUGCUCGGCCGCCGCUGUCCCUUUCAUUGAAGCCUUAACUUCUGCUUUAUGCUCUUGUGGGAGGCGACGGGGGUGGGGGGGGGCAGAGAAAAUAAUGGGAUCAGGCACAGGGGUUACACACAACCCCAGGAGGCCAGUGAGACCUGGAUCACCCUUCUCCCUGCCAAACUGGAGAAUCCCCACCCUAAAUCAUACGCAGUCCUUGGCUCUAACCCGGCCGGUCCCAUUGGAAAGCACAUUGGGGAAGGGGGGACCAGUUCUUCCCCUGGUGUCAGGGACCUGAGAGUAAGCACAUGGCAGCGUCAGCUUGCGUUGUGUCUGUUUUAUGUUUUUAUAUCUACAUCUAUAUAUCUAUAAUUUUAUUAAAAAAAGAACUUAAGAGUCA